GCUUGCAGUCCCCUCUACUUUUCUCUUCAAUCAUUCAGCAUGGCUUCUUUCAAGACUUUGCAGCCAUUGGGCGCCGCGUCGCGGACUGUGACCUUGUCAACCCACGCGAAUGCGCCAGCAGCUUCAAGACGAAGCGUAGCCACCAUCGCCAACUUCAAAGUCCCCACUAUCAACAACGAGCCUAAUCAACACUAUACCAAAGGCUCUGUCGAUCGUCAAAAGCUCCAAGAUGCAGUGGCAGCGCUCAAGAAGCGAACGCCUCUUCAGGUACCACUUGCAUUGGGAGGCCAGGAGAUCAACAACUCUUCUAUCCUGACGCAACACGACCCUUCCUCCCACGCUGAUGUAGUAGCAAAGUACUCCAACGCCAGCACUGCCGACGUCGAGAAAGCUAUAGACGCAGCAUUGGAGUCUAAACCCGCUUGGGAGAACCUUCCAUUUGCCGAUCGUGCUGCAGUUUUUCUCAAGGCUGCUGACCUUAUUUCUACCAAAUACAGAUAUGAGAUAAUGGCGGCGACCAUGGUGGGACAAGGCAAGAAUGCAUGGCAAGCCGAGAUUGACUCUGCGGCGGAAAUCUGUGAUUUCUUCAGAUUCAACGUCAAGUAUGCCGAAGAGACAUAUGGUAACCAGCCAGUACACAACUCGCCCGGUAUUUGGAAUCGCGUUGAAUACCGUCCUCUCGAGGGCUUCGUCUAUGCUAUCUCGCCUUUCAACUUCACAGCUAUCGGCGGUAACCUCCCCGCGGCUCCAGCUCUCAUGGGCAACGUCGUACUCUGGAAACCAUCACCCGCGGCAAUCGCAUCCAACUGGCUCGUCUACCAAAUCUUAAUCGAAGCUGGCCUACCACCAAACGUGAUCCAGUUCAUACCCGGUGACGCCGUCGAGGUCACUCAAGCCGUGCUGUCCCACCGUCAAUUCGCAGCUCUCCACUACACGGGUAGCACCGCCGUAUUCCGCUCUCUAUACGGCAAAAUCGCCAACGGAGUCGCCGAUGGGAAAUACCAAAGCUACCCACGCAUCGUUGGCGAAACAGGCGGCAAGAACUUCCACGUUGUACACCCAAGCGCCGACAUCUCCAACGCCGCUAUCCAAACCGUCCGUGGCGCCUUCGAAUACCAAGGCCAAAAAUGCAGCGCCUGCUCCCGCCUCUACGUCCCACAAUCAGUCUGGCCCGAAUUCCAAAAGACCCUCGUCGCUGAAACCGCUGCCCUCAAGAUCGGCGAACCCUCCGACUUCUCCAACUUCAUAGGCCCCGUCAUCCACGAAGCAAGCUUCAACAAACUCUCCUCCGUCAUCGACGAAGCCAAAAACGACCCGGAACUCGAGCUCCUCGUCGGAGGCAAAUACGACGGCUCCAAAGGCUACUACAUCCACCCCACCAUCUACAAAACCACCAACCCAAACCACCCCCUCCUCUCCCGCGAACUCUUCGGCCCCAUCCUAGUCACAUACGUCUACGACGACGCCGCGCCCUCGGCUUUUGCGGACAUGUGCGCCCAGAUCGACAAGACAUCCGAAUACGCCCUCACGGGCGCCGUCUUCGCCAAGGACCGCGAAACCAUCCGCUUUGCGGAGAACGCGCUGCGGGACGCCGCGGGCAACUUUUACGUCAACUGCAAAUGCACCGGUGCCGUUGUUGGACAGCAGCCGUUUGGCGGCUCGCGGGCCAGCGGGACCAACGAUAAAGCCGGAAGCGCAAACCUUUUGGCGCGGUUUGUGAACAUGAGGGCCAUCAAGGAGGAGUUUUUGCCCACUACCAAGGUCGAGUAUCCCAGCAACGAGGUCUAG
Messenger RNA from Periconia digitata, 1788 nucleotides. The record is from the annotation of a GenBank genome assembly. Lineage: Eukaryota; Fungi; Ascomycota; Dothideomycetes; Pleosporales; Periconiaceae.